Notothenia coriiceps (black rockcod) is the source of this 939-nucleotide messenger RNA. RefSeq names its product beta-1,4 N-acetylgalactosaminyltransferase 2-like. Gene Ontology annotation, molecular function: acetylgalactosaminyltransferase activity. The transcript has 4 exons. Gene Ontology annotation, biological process: UDP-N-acetylgalactosamine metabolic process; UDP-N-acetylglucosamine metabolic process. NCBI's taxonomy places the organism in Eukaryota, Metazoa, Chordata, Actinopteri, Perciformes, Nototheniidae. The coding region runs from base 1 to 588 and encodes 195 amino acids. The record is from RefSeq and is a predicted model, not a curated record.
AUGUUUUUUUCCGCCGGCAACCUCCAUGGAAACGGCUGGUUUGCUGGCAGGAACCUGGCGGUCUCCCAGGUCACCACCAAGUACUUCCUGUGGGUAGACGAUGACUUCCUGUUUACCAAGUGGACGAAAAUCGAAGAGAUGGUGAAGGUGAUGGAGGCGGUCCCAGAACUGGACGUGCUCGGUGGUAAAGUAGGAGAAGAGCAGUUUUAUUUCUCUCUCAUCUAUGAGGAAGGAGACGAAGAAGGUGGCUGCAUGUACAGGAAGUCCAGAGGGAAGUACCACUCUCUUCCUGGUUACCCACAAUGCUCAUUGGUCAGUGGGGUGAUCAACUUCUUCCUGGCUCGUACCGAUGCCGUACAGAGGGUGGGAUUCGACCCUCAGCUCAAGAGGGUAGCACACUCAGAGUUCUUCAUGGAUGGCCUGGGCUCCUUGAUGGUGGCAACAUGUAGCCAUGUGGCCAUUGGACAUCAGAAAGGACCUAUACAGAAGGGCUACAUGAGGUUCAGAGAACCUGCAAAGAGUGAUGAGACCUCAAAGCUGCAGCUCCACUUCUUUAAAAACCACCUGAAAUGUAUACGCUAUGGAUAGAAGACCACUAGAGCAGGGGUUCCCAAACGUUUUUGUUUUUGCCGACCACUAUUUAUUAUCAAGGAUUUUCGUGGACCACCUCAUAUGCAAACCGUAAAAAUAAGUACAUAUAUAAACGUAGUGCUAAAACGCAGAUAUUUUAUUUUAGUUAAUUAUAGACAAUCAAAGUCAAUUGAAGCCUAUCUGAUACUUUUGUCGCUCGUGUGACAGGUGUCUGUCUGCGUUGUGUAUGUUUCUCAAAGAGGAUGGCGGACGACGUCUUUCUUUCUUUUGGUCCUUGACCAUAUAUUGAAAUCUGUAGCAUACAAUCAUACAACACAACAGCUGCAUCAGCGAACAUGAACUGCAGCA